AUGGAUAUAGAAGAGGCUUUGCAGGACGAAUCGAACCAACCCCUCUUAGACCCUGAACAAUUCUACGGCAUCACCACAACUAACAACAACAAAGAUGCGACGAUUCCGGCCAAAAGAGCAAGGCAAAAGGCCUUCGAAAGCACGGCCCACCUUGCCAACCACCUUCCGACUGGCACAGUCCUCACCUUCCAAAUCCUAUCGCCCAUCUUCACAAACGAAGGUCAAUGCUCUGUCGCAAACCAAACCAUGACUGCAUACCUCGUUGCUCUCUGCGCUCUGUCCUGCUUCAUCCUCAGCCUAACCGACAGCAUUCGCGAUGAAGCUGGAAAUGUUCGACAUGGGAUUGCGACCUGGAAUGGAUUGUGGAUUAUUGACGGAACUGAGCCUUUGCCGACGGAGAUGACUGUCAGCUACAGGAUUAUGAUUGUUGAUUUUAUUCAUGCCAUUACAGCGGUGAUGGUAUUUGCUGCGGUGACUUUGCUUGAUCAUAAUGUGGUGUUAUGUUUUUAUCCGAUCCUGUCGGAGGAGACGAAACAGAUGCUGACGAUGUUGCCGGUGGCGAUUGGAGUUAUAGCAAGCAUGCUGUUUGUUAAUUUCCCCACUACUAGACAUGGGAUUGGCUUUCCACUCUCUACUCAAUAAUAUGUAAUACAUGUAUAAUCCCUUCCAAAUUUAUGUGUAAUGUUAACAAUAUUCCUUUC
Messenger RNA from Asparagus officinalis (garden asparagus), 701 nucleotides. RefSeq lists its product as uncharacterized. The coding region runs from base 1 to 642 and encodes 213 amino acids. NCBI's taxonomy places the organism in Eukaryota, Viridiplantae, Streptophyta, Magnoliopsida, Asparagales, Asparagaceae. The record is from RefSeq and is a predicted model, not a curated record. Gene Ontology annotation, biological process: endomembrane system organization. The transcript has a single exon.